Molecule: messenger RNA, 2938 nt
Organism: Stylophora pistillata
Lineage: Eukaryota; Metazoa; Cnidaria; Anthozoa; Scleractinia; Pocilloporidae
Molecular function (GO): protein binding
Source: RefSeq, a predicted model, not a curated record
AGUUCAAAUUCAAAUGCGGGUUGACUGUGACCCCAUAGAAGCAGCUGCUUGCUCAAGAUCGAUGGUUGUAUGUACAUGUGGCUCCGAGACAACGGUGAUUGGAAGAGACUGCAUACCAACCAGAGAAGAGGUUUUGGAUUUCAUCGCAUUCAAGUAUUUCAAGGAAAUUGAUGCAUCAAACACGCAUGAGCGAAAUGAGUUUCUGCAAUAUCUCAGGGACGUGCGUAAAGUCCUGUUUGUUGAUGCUCAAACAGGAAGCAUAAAAGUAACCAUGGAAUGUAGCUCUCUGCAGGUAUUAGACGAUUUGUGGGAAGACUAUUGUACGGGCCACCUUAAUGAGAUGGCACAAAAACAUCUUGUCACAGAGGAUGUUCUAAACGAGUUUGGUCUUAUUGAGGUGCAAUUAUCGACAACCAUUCGAGAAGAGGAAUACAUAGCUGCUCGAGAUUAUUUCAUGCCCUGUACAGGACUGAGGUUUCCUAAAGUCAAUGCUGCAAAACCAAGAGUAACGACCCUUCCAUACAGCAAAGAGCACGUUGAUGUCGCGGAUACUCACAGCAGCUUGGGUAGCACAAAGUCUGAAUCGGGUGACGGUUUGCAACAGGUAAAGGAGCAAUAUGAAGGUACUUUAGACAGUCAGUUAAAAACACUUGGUCCUGAGCAUGAAGAUGUCGCCUUCACUUACCACAGCUUGGGUAAUGUACACCUCGACUUACGUGUUCUGCACCAGGCCAAAGAGCAUUUUGAACAUGCUCUAGACAUUCAAUUAAAGAAGCUUGGAUCUGAUCAUGUUGAUGUCGCACGUACGUGCUACAACCUGGGUAAUAUACACCGACAGUUGGGUAACCUGCAACAGGCCAAGGAGCUCAGUGAACGUACCCUGGACAUUCAAUUAGGAAAUCGUGGGACCGAGUAUGUUCGUGUCGCUCUUACUGAAGAUAACUCUGGUGAAGUGCACCAACAGUUGGUUGAUUUGCAACGGGCCAAAGAGUAUUAUGAACGCACUCUAAACAUUCAGUUGAAAAAACUUCGACCCGAACAUAUAGCUGUCGCCCUUACUAACCAUGGUUUGGGUGAUGUACAUCUUGACUUGUGUGACCCGCGGCGGGCCAAAGAGUAUUAUGAACGUGCUCUAGAAAUUAGGCUGAAAGAACUUGGAACUGAGCUUCUCGAUGUAGCCCUUAGCUACCAUACACUGGGUGUAGUAUGUCGGCAGCUGGGUGAUUUGCAGAGGGCUAAGGAGCACUUUGCAAGAGCUCUUGACAUUAAGUUAGAAGGGCUUGGACCCAGCCAUGUUAAUGUCGCGCUUACGUACCAUAACCUGGGUGUAACACACCGGCAGUUGGGUGACCUGCAGCGGGCUAAAGAGCAUAUUGAAUGUGCUCUGGACAUCCAGUUGAAGAACCCUGAAACAAUGCAUGUUGAUGUGGCGGGUACUUCCUACAGCUUGGGUAAUGUAUACCUGGAAAUGGGAAACCUGCAUCAGGCCAAGAUAAAUUAUGACCGAGCUCUAUGCAUUCUGUUAAAAAUGCUUGGACCAGAGCACCUCGAAGUCGCGCUCAUCUAUCGUAGCUUGGGUGAAAUACACCAGCAGUUGGAUUCCUUGACACAGGCCAGGGAAAGUUAUGAACGAGCUCUAGAAAUUGAUAUGAGAAAACUUGGACCCGUGCACCUUGAAGUCGCGGAUAUAUUUCAUAGCUUGGGUAAUGUUUACCAUGACAUGGGCUACCUGACUCAAGCUAAAGAGCAUUAUCGACGUGCUCUGAACGUUAGGCUGAGAAAGCAUGGACCCCGACAUGUUGAUGUCGUGCGUAGCUACCAUAGCCUGGGUAAUGUACACCUUGACUUGGGUUACCUGCAACAGGCCAAACGAGAUUAUGCACGUGCUCUAAACAUCUGGAAGAGAAUGUUUGGAAUCGAGGAUGUCCAUGUCGCGCUCAGCUGCCAUAACAUGGGUGUAGUGUACCAGCACUUAGGUGAUCUGCAACACGCCCAGGAUUGCUUUGAAAUUCCCCUGCAGAUUCGAUUGAAAAAGCUUGGACCCAACCACUGUGAUGUCGCACUUUCAUACCAUACGUUAGGUGUAGUACACCAUCAACUGGGUGACUUGAGAAAGGCGAAGGAGUAUUACAUACGAGCUCUUAGUGUUGAUUCUACAUACGAGAACCCAGGUAAUGCAUACCUUGACAUUGGUGACCUACAGCAGGCCGAGAAACAUUACGAACGUUCCCUAACCACCAGGCUCAGAACGAGUAGACCCCUGAGAAAGCAUGGGCCCCAGCAAGCUGCUGUCGCGCUUACUUACCAUAACCUAGGUAAUGUACACUUUGACCUGGGUGAUCUGCAACAGGCCAUAAAAAAUUAUGCACGCGCUGUACAAAUUAGGGGGAGAGUGUUUGGAAUCGAGGAUGUUCAUGUCGCACUUAGCUGCCACAACAUGGGUGUAGUAUACCAACAGUUAGGUGAUUUGCAACAUGCCCAGGAGUGCUUUGAAAUUGCCCUGGAAAUCCGAUUGAAAAAGCUUGGACCCAAUCACGAUGAUGUCGCACUUACAUACCAUAGCUUAGGUGUAGUACACCAUCAGCUGGGUGACUUGACAAAGGCCGAGGAGUAUCACGAACGAACUCUUAGCUUUGAGUUAAAGAAUCUUGGACCUGAGCUUAUCGAUCUCGCGUCUACGUACGAGAACCUAGGUGAUGUAUACCUUGACGCCGGGGAGCUGGAACAGGCCGAGAAGCAUUACAGACUUGCUCUGAAUAUGAGGCUCAGAACGCUUGGACCCGAGCAUUUUGAUGUCAAGCGUACUUACCAUUUGCUAGAAAGAGUACACACAACCAUGAGUGACCAUGGAUCUGACAUAGAUAUGGUAAAACUUGGACCUCAGUAUGUGAAUGUUGUGGAUCCCCCGUUAACAAGGGUGAAGCUCCGCAGGAUUUGA